AUGGUUGGAAGACAAGCUCCCAAAGUACCUUCUCGACCUACAACUGAUGAUAUCUCAAUAUCAGAUGGCCCAUGUUCAAGCAAUGAUGAAAACAAAGACCCGAACAUAGAAUCAUCAACAUCUAGUUCUUCCUCCAGCUCAUCCAGCGGAAGUGAAAAUGAGGAAACAAUCAAAAACAAUGUCUCCGAAAACACUUCAGAAUCAGAUCCAGAAGUCAAGAAAAAAACUAGGAAAAGAAAAGCAGCGCCAGAGUCUUGGAAGGAGAAUCAUGCAAAAAAAAAUGAGAAACAGUGGAAAGACUUAUGUUUCAUGUAUGUGAAGGUUGUCGAGAGAGCGAAUACUGCUUUGCAAGGAUCUCCUCAGACUCAGAGUAUUGCUAAAAUAACGAUAGAAAGCAUCAAUUUGAAAGUGCCACAUCUCACACCCAACGAUGACAUAAAGUUGCAGUUGUUGACACGUAUCAAAGCAGAUGAGUCUAUGAUGAUACCGUUUCGCCGAUGGGAAUUGCACGAGCUACCAGCACUCACACAAGGAUCUACCAUAGAAAUCUGGUCCGUCAAGACAUGUUCUGCAUUGGACAGUCCAAGAUAUGUUAUAGUAUUUUUCCAAACGAAAAAAGCCGAUAAUUUGCAUGAAGACGUCACCUUGUUCGAUAAUGCCAACAUCAAAUCCAUACGAUUGGCUCUGAAUAGCGACUAUUAUCCGCAAGAACGAAUGCUAUUGGACUUUUCCCGAGACCAAUAUGCCGACGCCCACUUCAACUAUACAGAGUUCAACAAGAGCUACCAUAACUGUCAAGAAAAGCGCUCUCUAGUAAACUUUGCCGAAUUCAAAUCCCGACCAAUGUUUGUUAUCGAUUGCUCGAGGCGCCAUCUGGGUCUAAAGUCGUCCACAGUUGACAUAAAUAUCCUGGAUAAAAAAUAUUUAUUAUUGGAAAGGAAUGCAAGAAAAAAUAAAAUCUUAGUUUUUGGCUUGAAUGUCGAUACAGAAAAUCACCUACUCACGCAUACUGUUCAGAAAUUGAACACGACAUUAGGAACUAAGAUUUCCGAAGCAGAUAUCAACAAUAUAUACAGUUUAGGAAAAAAAGAAAAUUCUCCAGUGAAAAUAGAAUUCACAGCAUAUCUUACUAAAAAAUCCAUAAUUGAUAAUGUUCACAAACUCAAAGGCACUAACAUUUCUGUUGUAAAUGAUAUGUGUGAAGAAGACAGGGCAGACUACAGGAUAUUACGAAGUCAUAUGAAAGAAGCUAGAGCCAAAAACCUUACAGCAACCAUCAGAGGUCUGAAGUUACUAGUGAACGGGGAGGCAUAUUCUGCAGAACAACUGAGAGAGAAGAAUCCAGAACUUGUGGAACAGAAACUGGUUUAUAGACCAGAAUCAUCAAGUGCCCCAUCAACGCCAACAAUAGAUAAAAGGAAACAACUAAAUACAGAGGAGGUAGCGAAAGUAGCAGACCAAGGAGAGCAACUUGGAGAAAACAGCUCAAUAAACCAACGCUCGAAGAAGAAGAAUCCAAACACGGAGAAAGUCCUGGUGGCAAGAAACACCUCCCAAGAACGAACAACAAGGCAAAACAGCAUCACAACACUGAGAAAGUAA
Messenger RNA from Phaedon cochleariae (mustard beetle), 1602 nucleotides. The record is from the annotation of a GenBank genome assembly. NCBI's taxonomy places the organism in Eukaryota, Metazoa, Arthropoda, Insecta, Coleoptera, Chrysomelidae.